Messenger RNA from Gossypium arboreum, 2124 nucleotides. RefSeq lists its product as uncharacterized. The record is from RefSeq and is a predicted model, not a curated record. NCBI's taxonomy places the organism in Eukaryota, Viridiplantae, Streptophyta, Magnoliopsida, Malvales, Malvaceae. Gene Ontology annotation, molecular function: zinc ion binding.
UUGUUGCAUAAUAUCGAAAUUUAAUGUUUUUUUUUUUAAUUUUUAUUAUUCUUUUCUACGGGUGUUAAAAGCCAAGUUUCGGACUUUUUCGGUCCGUGUAAAAUAAAAGCAAAAAGAUCGAGUAAAAUAUUUAAAAUGAAACCAAAUGCUCGCUUUUAACUUAUGAGAUUUUCUCUGUUUUUAACGAGAACGAGAGCGGAAAGAAAGAAAAAAGAUUAAUCCAAUUUUUUAGGUUAAAUUCUUGAUUAUUUUUUAAAUUUCAAGGUUUUGAUCACACGUCUUUAAAACUCCUUGGCAUUUAAAAAUGAUGAAGGAAUCUCCAUUUACGGAUCUUCCUCAAAAUGAUGUGGAACUUACACCAGAUAAAGUCAAGGAUGAAAAGGAAGGAGGUCCUACAUUUCACUGUGACCUUUGUGAUGCAGAAAUAGUUUACACCAUUGCUCAAGCAUUCCUCCCAGGGUUAUCUACAGCUUGUGUCGACAAUACAACUGGUGAUGUUUUCCAGUCCCCUGGUUCAGUAGCAGCUGAAAUUAGAAAAGAAAUGGUGGAGUAUCUAAUGCAAAGAAGUGUAACUUUUGUGGCUGAAUCUGUGGUCUUGGAUGAUGGUCUAGAGGUACAAGCAUCUGACCAUCCUUAUGAUAUCAUCGCAUACUUGAUUGAUGAAUUUGCAACUACAAAGAGGAAUUUGUUCAGUCGAGUUUCGGAAUGGUUACUAAGUGAUAAAAGAGAAGACAAGAUAGAUGAUUUUUCACAAGAAAUGGAAAUUAAUGGAUUUUGGUCAAUAGACAAGAGAGAAGCAAUUGUACAAACUUUGCUGAAGAAUGUUGACUUAAAGAAUGAAUUUCACUGUGACAUGAAAUUUUAUUCAGCUGAUGAACUUGCUCAACAUGUGCCAACUUGCAAAUAUAGAUCAAUGACCUGCCAAAAUGAAGGGUGUUAUGCCAAAUAUUCAAUUAGCCAAAUGGAGAACCAUGAUUCAGUUUGCCCUUAUAAGAUGAUUCCUUGUGAACAAAAAUGCUCGGCUAGCCUCAUGAGACGUGUUAUGGAUAGACACUGCAUAACUGUCUGCCCGAUGAAGCUUGUGAACUGCCCUUUCUAUUCAGUGGGUUGCAAAUCUGCCAUACCCCAAUGUAAGAUUGAAGAACAUCGUUCCUCGGACUUUCAUUCUCACCUGCUAUAUAUUCUUCAAGGCAUUCACAAGGAAGCAUCUGUAGAGGUUCUAAGAAAACGAGUGGAGCAACUACUACAGAAAUAUUCUAGUAAGCUAGCGAACAUCCGAGAUUUGAGAUCACUAACAUACAAAGUCAAGGAUCUUGAUGCAAAGCUUGGGCCGCUGAAAGUUUGUGCAACAAACGAAGUUGAUGUAGCCACAAAGACUGCAGGAAAGCUUCAAAUUUUGGAAGCUAGUGACACCAACAAGGUUACAGAAAAAGGUGCAGAAACCAGAGUCGUAGGUUUUGAAGCAAAGCCUCAAUCAUUAGAAGUUACCCCUACAAAUAAAGACAGUAUAGAAGCUGUAAAAGCUGAAAUAAAGGAUUUGAAGCAAAACAGCAGUCAUUACGUUAAAUCAUUUAACAAGGUUAGUAAAGAAGGUUUAAAAACCAAAGCCACAGAUGUUGAAGCGAAGCCGCAAUCAUUAGAAAAUACUAUAACAAACAAAGAUAGUGGAGUAGCUCCAGGAACGACAGUAAACCACCAUGAAGCAAGGCCUCCAUCCUUAGAAGUUACUCCUAAAAAGGUUAGUGAAGCAACAAUAGAGAAUUCAGUCAAGGAUGUUGAAGGAAAGGUUCGACUUUCAAAAGUUAGCACAGGAGAAAACUGGUGAAGAUGGCGAUGGAACUUCAAACCAUGGUCCUAAAACAAAGUAGAAAGCUAAAGGUACUACUUGUUGGCUAAUAGUUAUUACAUUAUAUGAAGAAAUCUUCUGCUGCCCAUACAUAUAGCUGCAAGUUGACUUUUCCCCAUAUUCUUUCUUUUCUUGGACUUGGGUUAUAUUCUUACCCCUUUUUGUUAGCUAUCAUUCUUUUUUUAGCACAAUUGUCAUUACAAUUUUGGGACAUUAAAUAGAAUUUCGUAGGUGAGAAUGUAUUUAUACGAAGUAUCUAUGCAAUUAUUUUUCUUUCA